Pseudomyrmex gracilis is the source of this 2935-nucleotide messenger RNA. RefSeq lists its product as uncharacterized. The transcript has 3 exons. Lineage: Eukaryota; Metazoa; Arthropoda; Insecta; Hymenoptera; Formicidae. The coding region runs from base 45 to 2318 and encodes 757 amino acids. The record is from RefSeq and is a predicted model, not a curated record.
CACACGACAAGUCUACCAAGCCAGCAGGUUUAAGGUCGGCCGUCAUGAGUCUUAAUAAAAUCCAUAUUGCCGCGUUCUUACUGGUGCUCGGACUCUGCAACGCGGAAACCACCGGAAGCAGAGAGAUCAAGGUGAACGACUCCAGUACCGUUGGGCGUAAUGUUGCGGACAAUGUUGAUGAUAUGCCAAAAGCGGACGUCAAGAGCGAGAGAGAAGCGCAAGACGGCAUCGAGGAAAUGCUGCCGAUCUUACCACCGAUAAUACUUCUUGAUUUUGAUAACGACACGAACGAUGACAAUACAACAGGCGAUGAGAAGUCGAAACGCACGGUGAACAAUGGACUCGGCUAUGGGUUCGAUCGAAACUCUUUGCAUUCGCCGCGAAAAUAUAAUUACUACUUCCCAGCCGGGAAAACCGGAACAACCGUGAGCAUAGAGGAAUCCAUCAGUCCGUUCCUUCCGAGAACUAUCAUCGAAAAAGUAUCAUCGAGCAAUCGUCAGAAACCUGUCUCCAGUUCAUUUGCGAAUGUGAGACAGCAGGGAUAUAGACUUGACAGCUCAGCUGGAUUGAACUUUCCUGCGAGCUACCAAUUUUAUCGUCCCGCGAAUCAGCCUAAAUCCCCGGUAUUCGGUUUGCGAACGAAGUUAACGAAGACAUCUGAUUCUGAGACUUACCAAGGAUUUGUUCCAAUCGUAGGACCUUCCGUUGACGCCUAUUCGAAUGAAGACCGAGAGAACGUGUACGCGUCCACCACACCUCAGUCUUUAACGUUCGGUCACACAGACUCAACAGCUCACGUCACUCCGAGCCCACAAAGUUACACAACCUCCGGUUCUAAUCGAUAUACUUAUGUUACAUCAAACCCACUGUCCUACACUGGAGAAGAGCAUUCUCAGAGAUAUUUAGGACAGAGCAGUCAACACGCAAUAAAUGUGCAAGACUACUCCAGAGCAACGCAAAACGCGGUGAAGUCUUCUUCUACACCGAAUUCUCUUGAAACCGCCGCUUUUCUAGAAAGUAUUGGCAUCCCAUCGAGAGGAAUAAACCAUCACGAUUACGUUCGAUCGGGUUCCAACGUAGCAGCGUCAUCGACUUCAGGAACGGACGAUGCGUCUAGUUACGCGGAACAUGGCGAACAGUUUGCUAAUUUGCCGAGAUACACGGUGGAGAACGGCGUCCGAUAUGAAAACAAAAUAUUCUGGAAAUAUCCAAACGGCAAGGUGUCUGACGUGCCGCCCAUGACGUACGAGACAUAUUCGUAUCCACAGGCCGCUAAAUCUCAGGAAACUCAAAUCUACGAAUCCACAUCCACAGAAAACAAUGCGCAAUCUCAGCAAGGACCGGUUCAGUUUCCUAUGUCGCCGGAACCCAGCGCACCCUCCCAACCAAACUCGUUUAUCUCGGCUGAGACUCUCUCGAGUCUGCCGCAGCAGCAAGUGUAUCGACUGAGAUAUCAAAAUCUUUUGAAUCAGAAGCAGAUUAUUCCGCAGCAAGUCAAAUCCGGCAGUGGAAUUUCGUCCUUGUAUUCGGCUUCUUCAACAACUCCUUCCUCGACGAGAAAUUCUUUUAAACCGAACGAAAAGAGUCAAAAAAUUCUAUACGAGACAGUAUCGCGACGACCAGUUUCAAAAUAUAUGGUGAACAGUCCAAAUCCGGAGUAUUUACCUUAUACAACAGAGAGUACUUUGAGGGACACCACGCCAUCCAAUCCUUUCUUUGCAUCAGGUAACAAAUAUUCGGCCAAAAAGACCAACGUGGACAACAAGAAUCUGGAAAACUACACGAAUUUGCAAUACGCCGAUUUAUUGAAUUAUAAUCCGUCGAUUUCGCAAUAUAUAAAAAAUCCUGCAUCCAUCCUGAAUGUGCGACCAACUUUCGUGCAAGCGGGAAGCUCUCUGAUACCCGUAAUUAUUCUGAGAGUGGACGGUGUGCCGCCUAUUCAACCUAAAGCCGCUCCAAACGUGAAUCUGAAAGCUCUCUUGCAGCAGUAUCUCGUUCAAUAUGCCAGAAGCAUUGAGGAAUUGGCGCGACCGUCCACCUAUGAUCUCGGUAAUGAUGAUAUUCCCAAGGAUCAGCAUUCGUUCUCGACGAGUCUGCGGGAACUAGCGCGACUGGCACAAAAUAGCGAUGGUCAAGAUCUACUCGGCAAUCCUACAGAAGCGUACUUGGGCAAAACAAGUUAUGAAACGAGCAAUUUGGAAGCGGAAAAAAAUCGCUUGAGCGGAAAAUACGGCGAGCGCACGUCAACUCGGCCGAAAGUCAAGAGCGUGCAAAUUCUUGAGGAUCCUCGAUUCCCGAAUUACAGGAUUAAAAAUUAAGUUCUAUAUUAACGAUAAAAAUAUCACAAAGAUAUACUUAACUUCCGUGUCUUAUUGUUUUCUUUUGUUUUUUUAUGAUAUAUAGAAAUUAAAUAUCGUUUUUGUUUUGCGUGUGUAAUUGACUGAUAGACUGAUAAAAUACGGAAGUUAAGGUGAAACGACUGAUCGAACGACACGACAUUGGCUCGACCGGCAAGGAUAUAUCAAGCCUAGGACAAUAGAAGAAUAAUUUUACAUUAUGUAUAAUUUUUAUAUUUUAAACUGUGUAAUAAUUUUAAUAUAUUAUUUGGCACAUUAUUACUUUGAUCUCUCACGAAUGAGACGUUUCGUGCCAUGAAAUAAUUUGCGAAGAAAGAUAACAAUCGAUAAUCGGACGAUAGUGAUAGUAUUUAAAUGUGGUAUUUUUAAUAUGGGAUUGUGCAAUGUAACGUAAUUUAAUGUGUACCUGCGCUACUGAUUUACUGAGAUCUCGCAGAGUUCUGUUAUAUUGAUCAGUUUUGCUGUGUUCUCGGGAAAACAGUAGUAACCAAAGCGCACUUGUUGCUUUGCGCGAACGCAUAAUUACGAAAAAUCAGCCAAAUUUCAUACUUCAGAAAGGUACCUUAUUAAUAAUAAUA